Molecule: messenger RNA, 4353 nt
Organism: Owenia fusiformis
Lineage: Eukaryota; Metazoa; Annelida; Polychaeta; Sabellida; Oweniidae
Source: the annotation of a GenBank genome assembly
CUGUCCGUUAGAUGGCGUUGAAUUAAAUUGAGUCAUUACAAAAGUAGGUCAAAUGAGAAGGUAGAAAACACCUGUUAAUUCUAGGUUAAAUGCGUUCAUUACAAGGUAUAUGGUAACUGUUUGAGGUGAAAGUUGCAGCAAACUGCAACCAUGUUGAAAGUAGUCAUAUUAUUAUUAGCUUGUCUAGCAAACACAUAUUCAAUUACCAUUCCCCCACUUAUCCUAGAACAGCCACCUCAAGAUGUUGCCUUCAAGAUAGAUGAGAGUAUAGAACUGAGGUGUAUAUCCUCAGGAUCUCCUCAACCACAGUACAAGUGGCUUUGGAACAAUGAAGAUUUUGAUGCUAGUGGUAAUGAUGGGCGUGUUACCCAACAGCCAGGUGUAGGAACUCUGAUCUUUAGUAGACCCAUAAAGAAAGAUGAGGGCACAUACCAAUGUAUCGCAGAGAAUCAAUAUGGGAAAUCACUUAGUCAGAAAAUAGUUGUUAGAAUUGCAGUAUUAGAAAAAUUUCCCCAGCGGGAUAACCCAGUUGUUUACAGGCCAUAUGUUGGAAGCCCCCUGACACUGAACUGUGUUCCCCCAGUCAGUUAUCCACCCUCAGAGGUAUUCUGGUCCAUAGUAGAACCAGGAGAGAGGUUUAGACCCAUAGACACCACAAACAGAGUUACAAUGGAUCAUUUUGGAAGCCUCCACUUUGCCAAUGUUCUCCAAGAGGAUCGUCAGGAUGGUAGAAAAUAUGUGUGCACAGUGCAGAACAAGUUUAUGAGAGCUUUUGUGCAGGGAGAAGAUGCCAUUAUUGAGCCACAAGGAGAUAUUGUUCAGAAUCGUGGAGCAAAGCUAGAAUGGGCUUCACCAUUUAGUAUCAACAGAUUGCAAGGUGGAACUAUAAGAUUCAUGUGCUUAUUCACUGGGAUGCCUACCCCAAAUGUUGAGUGGGAUCGUCUUGAUGGCAAAGUAAUGCCUCCUAGGUCCCGAUUGGAGAGUUUUGGUCAAGAACUUGUCUUAGAAAAUGUACAAAUUGAUGAUGCCGGGCAGUAUGAGUGCUCUGGGGAAAAUACUGGUAUUCCUAUUAGAAAAUCUUUCGACUUGGUUGUUGAAGCCAAACCAUAUUGGCGUAGCCCAGACACGAGACCUAAGAAUAUCCAAGCUGGUGAGGGGGACAAAGCCACCUAUAUGUGUAUAGCUGAUGGUAUCCCUGCCCCACAGGUAUUCUGGUUCAUCAAUGGUAGACCUUUGUCACAAUUGGAAGCUAAUCCUUAUAGACUGGUUAAUGGAGGUAACAUGACAUUCAUCAACUUGAUGAAGGAAGACACACAGAAUAUCCAGUGUAAUGCUACUAACAAGCAUGGUUAUAUAUGGGCAGAUGCAUACCUCAAUGUACUGGAUGAGAAGCCAACUAUAAUGGAGACCCCAGGCACUGUGAGGGUUGCUGAGAGUCAAGAUGUACAAUUGAGGUGUAAGGUGUUUGGUGCCCCAAGACCUGUGGUAGUCUGGAAGAGAGGGAACAUGCAGCUGACUGGAGGUCGAUACACUACCUUGCCAGAUGGCCAUCUCAACAUAACAGAUGUCUCUGCUGUGGAUGCUGGCAUUUAUUCCUGUACAGCUACUAACAAGUUUGGUUCAGCACAUGCCAAUGGCAGUCUUAUAGUGAGAAGACGCACACUUAUUCGUACUGCACCCCUUGACAUCACCGUCCCUGUUGGAACAGAGGCUAAGUUCACAUGUACAGCCACCACAGAUCCAGAAGAAAUUCAAAAUCUCAAAAUUGAUUGGAAGAAAGAUGACCAGAUUAUUGACUACCGUACAGCUCAGCGUGUGUUCAAGAAUAUAAUGGAUAACUCUCUCACUGUCAGUGGAACCAUCAGUUUAGACACUGGGAAGUACACAUGUAUGGCCCAUAAUGGGCUGGAUACGGAUGAGGCGAGUGCCCAGUUGGUUGUCCAAGACAUUCCUGAUCCUCCAACCUCCGUGACUGCAAACUGCAAGCGUGAAGAAGGCAAAGCUGAGGUUGAAUGGCAACCAAAUAAGGAGAACUAUGCACCCAUUCUCAACUUCAUUGUGCAGUUCAACACAACAUUCAGUCCUGACACUUGGCUAAAUGCUCGCGAAAACAUCACACAGAAUCAACAGAAAGUCAUCAUUGACCUAUCACCGUAUGGUAACUACAGUUUCCGGGUUCUGGCCAGGAAUAAGAUUGGAAUGUCCAACCCCAGCAUGCAUUCAAAGACAAUAUGCACCACCCUGCCUGGUCGGCCAAGGAAGAAUCCCGAUAAUGUUCGUGGGGAGGGAGAUGCCUCAACUAACCUGGUUAUCACAUGGACACCAAUGCCAAAGAUAGAACAGAAUGCUUUGGGUUUCCACUAUGUGGUGUACUGGAAGAGGGCUGAUGAUCCUGAUGCACUUGAAUACAAUGAAAGAAUUGACCAGCCAGAGCGCAACUACUUGAGGGUCGACAACCAGCCUGUCUAUGUACCUUAUGAUAUUCGUGUGAGAUCCUGGAAUGCAGAGGGCUCAAGUGAAGUGGAACCAACAGUUGUUACUGGCUACUCUGGUGAAGCUGAGCCUCUUGUGGCACCACAGAAUUUCAACUAUGAUGAGUCAACAUUGACGGCUACAGAGUGUACUUUUACCUGGGACCAAGUUGAUACAUCCCCUUCUCAGAUCAGGGGCUACUUCAGAGGGUACAGGAUCCAGUACUGGGCACAAAAGGAUGGACCACAGGAGAUGCGAGAAGAAGAUAUCAUUCUGAUAGAUACACGUUGGUCUGAUGGACGUCGUAAGAAGCGACAGUUGCCCUCAACCGUCUCGUACAGGGUGAAACAUCUGCCUCAGUACCAAGAAGUGAUUGCAAGAGUGUUAGUGCUAAACAAACGAUAUGCUGGACCCACUAGUGCUGAGCUUUCAUUCAGAACCAGAGAGGGGGUCCCAGGCCCUGUGUCCAGUUUUGAACUUUUAGCAGUUGGUCAGAACCACUUUGAUCUUAAAUGGGGCAGACCCAUACAGAACAAUGGUAUCCUGACAGGCUACCAGUUGGCUUUCCAAAAAAUCAAAGGUUUGAAUCUAGAUGUGCUCCAAGAAAGACCCCCUAUAAUGAACGCAAGUGCCACUGAGGGCAGACUGAAUGGUCUCCAGGCUAGCACAGACUACAGGGUGUAUCUGUGGGGUAUCACCCAGAAGGGACGUGGAGAGGAAUACUUCAUGGACCUACGAACAUCAGAUCCUGGGCCACCAGGAGCGCCAUCAUUUGUGAUCACUAAUGUUACGGAGACUGCUGUCAACUUGACGUGGGUACCCUCCCGUUCUGGCAUUCCUGGUAGUGUCUUCUAUGUACAGUUCCGAAGACAAGGCAAGUGGGAAUGGCAGCAGAGUCCUGAUGUGUAUGCUACACGCUACCACAAUCUGACCAACUUAGAUACUGGCAGCUAUUAUGAAAUCAGGGUGAUUGCAAAGAAUGGAGCUGGUGACGAGACACCUAGUGCUAUACAGGAGGUCUGGACAAAAGGAACUGAGUCUGUUCAAUCAUUCAUUUCUUUCCUCUGGCUCCUCAUCAUGUUAUUAGUCCUCCUCAUUUUCUUCAUCCUGGUUGGCCUUGUCUUCUACUUCCAUAAGAAGUUACCUGAACGACAAGAAGAAAAAACAACAUUACAAAUUCCUGAGAGAAGCCAGGCUAGUUCUGCUUAUGAGGAGGGAGGGUUCAGGCACCCUGGAUAUACUCAAGGGCCCAAUGACUCUGAGUCAUCCAUCAAGAAACCUGCAUAUGACAGUGAAGAUGAGUUUGAAAGUGACGAGGAAUACACUGAUGAUGAGGACGAGCUUGACACCAAAGCUGCUUACCCAACAAAGGAAGCACCAUAUCCUCAGUAUGCAGCUAGAGGUCCCAGCAUGCCUGAGACCACUCGGCGACAGUACACAGGGGCCCCAGAGUAUGCUAGGGGUCCAAAUGAAGCAGCAUACGCCCCAAGAGGUGCAAGCGCUCCUGUGCCAGAAUAUGCUCCCAGAGGUGCUAGUGCCCCAGUUCGCCCCCCUGCCCCGAGGGGUCCUGCUCCCCAGCAAUACAACUAUGGCCCCGGGUAUGAGCCUGGCGCUGGACAACCAGAAAGGACUAUUAGAAUUGGCAGUGAUACACAGGGAGAUGAGAAAGACAAUAUGUCAACAUUUGUCUAAAUCUACAAUGUAUGAUGUCUUCUAGAUAUAUAGGUCAAUCUUUUAACUUUCAGAUGGAAUGCCAUGUGUACAUUAUUACUUGACUUCAUUUUCAUAAAAUUCUUUCAUAUAUUUUAUAAAAUACUGCAGUCAAUCUAGGUACCUGUAGUAUCUGUAUACACUAGUAUUUAAGAUGUACUGUGCUCAGUA